AGUUAGUUUGUUGUGUUCUUGAAUGUGGUGUUGUUAAAUAUAUUGGUGAGCAUAGGACAUGUAAUGUGAUAGUGUUGUUCAAUGACGUUGCUGUAUAUCCGCUAACAUGUGAUAAGCCUCAAGGGGACUUCGAUUUUUUUUGUGAUUUUAAGUGCAUUGGAUUUUAACUUUACUGUGCAAUGGUGUACGAUAGAGACAGGCGACGCAGGAGUCGAAGUCGUGACAGAACUGAAAAAGAUAGAGAACGGCGUAGCCGUAGCCGUGAGAGGAAAGAUAAAGACAGGGAACGUAGAAGUCGCAGUCCCGAUAGGUUAGACAAGGAUCGAGACAGAUUAAAAGAAAAGGACCGUGCAAAAGACAGGGCAAGAGAGAGAGAACGCGACAAGGAUAAGGGCUAUUUGAAAGAUAAGGAUAGAGAUAGAAAGGAGAGAACCAAGAAAUCGAGAAGUUUAUCACCUGACAGACUGAAAGAUCGAGCAAAACGGCGACCGGACAAAGAUCGGUCAGCUACAGAGAAAGAUGGUGAUGACUCCAAACUUAAAGAAGAAGAUGAGGAAGGAUCACACGAACAUGAUGCGAAGAAGGAGCCAUUGUCGCUGGAAGAAUUGUUAUCCAAAAAAAAGGCCGAGGAGGAAGCAAGAAGCAAGCCAAAAUUUCUAACGAAAGAAGAGAGAGCCAUGGAAGCCCUAAGAAGAAGACAAGAAGAAGUGGAUUCAAUCAAGAAAAAACUUGAGGAGGAGCGAAAAAAACGCAUGGAAUUUGGCAAAGAAGCUGUAAAAACGUUUGAGACUCAACGAAAAGACAAAGAUUCAGAUAGGUCCAAGGAUUAUAGACGACAUGAACCUGUAAAAAAGGAUAAAGAAGAAGACACGCAGUAUAAUAAAGACAAAGAGAAAGAGGUCGAAGCCAUCAAGGAACGUUAUCUUGGUCUAAUCAAGAAAAAACGACGAGUCAGGAGACUUAAUGAUCGGAAGUUUGUGUUUGAUUGGGAUGCAUCAGAAGACACAUCAGUGGACUACAAUCCCUUGUACAAAGAACGUCAUCAAGUUCAGUUUUUUGGACGUGGAAAUUUAGCUGGAAUUGACAUAAAGGCGCAGAAGCGCGACCAGUCCAAGUUUUACGGAGAACUUUUGGAAAAACGCAGGACAGAAGCAGAAAAAGAGCAAGAAAAAAUAAGAUUGAAAAAAUUACGAAAGAAGGAAGAGAAACAGAAGUGGGAUGACCGUCAUUGGUCCGAAAAAUCGCAAGACGAAAUGACAGAGAGAGACUGGCGAAUAUUUAGAGAGGACUAUAACAUUACUAUCAAAGGUGGUCAUAUCCCAGAUCCUAUUAGAACUUGGAAGGAAUCAGGAAUUCCCAAUGAAAUACUUCAAAUUAUUGAGAAAGUUGGUUAUAAUGAGCCAACACCUAUCCAGAGGCAGGCAAUUCCCAUUGGCUUGCAGAACCGUGAUAUUAUAGGUGUUGCAGAAACAGGUUCUGGUAAAACAUUGGCCUUCCUCAUACCACUGUUGAUGUGGAUACAGUCUCUGCCAAAAAUUGAGAGAGUGGAAGAUGCUGAUCAAGGACCAUACUCAAUUAUAUUGGCACCCACCCGUGAGUUGGCCCAACAAAUUGAGGAGGAAACUAACAAAUUUGGCCAGCCAUUAGGUAUACGUACAGUGGUUGUUGUUGGUGGUUUGUCAAGAGAGGAACAAGGUUUCAGAUUGAGAAUGGGGUGUGAAAUAGUGAUUGCCACUCCUGGACGUCUUAUAGAUGUUUUGGAGAACAGGUAUUUAGUCUUGAAUCAGUGUACAUAUAUUGUUUUAGAUGAAGCUGAUCGAAUGAUUGACAUGGGUUUUGAACCAGAUGUCCAGAAAAUCCUGGAUUACAUGCCUGUGACAAAUCUGAAACCUGAUACAGAAGAUGCUGAGGAUGAAACAAAGCUUCUGGCUAACUAUAACACAAAAAAGAAAUACAGGCAGACUGUUAUGUUUACAGCUACAAUGCCGCCUGCCGUAGAGAGAUUGGCACGGACUUAUUUGAGGAGGCCUGCAGUUGUAUAUAUUGGAUCUGCAGGCAAGCCAACUGAAAGAGUGGAACAGGUUGUGUAUAUACUUCAAGAAAACGAUAAACGCCGCAAGUUGCUGGAGAUACUGGAACGUGGUGUAACUCCACCAGUUAUCAUUUUUGUCAACCAGAAGAAGGGUGCUGAUGUUCUGGCAAAAGGUCUUGAGAAAUUGGGAUACAGUGCUUGUACUCUUCACGGAGGCAAAGGACAAGAACAACGUGAAUAUGCAUUAGCUAGCCUUAAGAGUGGCACAAAAGACAUUCUUGUUGCGACUAAUGUUGCAGGAAGAGGUAUUGAUAUAAAGGAUGUAUCAAUGGUUAUAAAUUACGACAUGGCAAAAAGUAUUGAAGAGUAUACCCACAGAAUUGGCAGAACAGGUCGUGCUGGAAAACAUGGUAUGGCUAUAUCAUUCUGCACCAAGGAUGAUUCUGAUCUGUUUUAUGAUCUCAAACAGACUAUAUUGUCAAGUCCAAUAUCCACAUGCCCACCAGAAUUGUUAAACCAUCCAGAUGCACAACACAAACCGGGCACUGUAGUUACAAAGAAACGAAGAGAAGAAAAAAUAUUUGCAUAAUUAUGUGUGAACUACUGUGUUGUUGUGUGUGUUUGCUACAAAGUAAGUGUCAAUGUUGUAGCGUACAAAACCUCUGUUGUAUAAUAAUUUUGUGUGUGUGUUGUGCACUACAGCUGAAAUGACACUGCUGUACAAAACAUCUGUUGUAUAAUAAUUUUGUAUCAUUUAUUUUUUUGUUUUCAGUGGACACUUGAUGUUUAUUGUUUUGUGAUUCCUUACUAAAUUUAAAAAGUACUGAAGUUACAUAUUAUGGAAAAUAUUUUUGUAUAUCUUCGAAUGGCAUUUGGUAGUUAUGAUGAAUGCCAUUCUUUGUGGUGUGUUUACAAUUUAUCCCUGAUAUUCAUGUAAUGACAACAUUGUGCAACCAAAUUUAAGUGUAAGGAGAAAUGACAGGGGUUAAUGAUUCAUAGUGAUAGACGUUUUAAGUUUAACAACACUCAGUUAAUGUGCAUGCGAACAAAAAGGGGAAAAUGCCUGGCUGCUCUUAAUAAGUUGAUAGUUGUCGAUAGUAUCAGAGGGACAGCUCCUUUGUGACUACCAAGUUUUGAUAUUUCUUCAUUUAUGUUAAAUAUAGUUCCAGUCUUCAUAACGGUUCUACUGCACUAUUUUAUUUUUGUUUUAUAAAGUUCUGUGGAUUCCUUUUUUUGUUUUUCAUUGCAAAUAAAAUGCACAACUUUUCUGGAUUUUAAAUUGGAUUCAACACCACCACCAUCUUCAUAAUAUGUUAAAUAAAUAGAAUGUGUCAAUUAUUCUUCAUUUUGAUUAUAGGCCCUAUGAUUUUCAAUGUGCAACUUUAUUCCCAUAGAUAUAUUCUUUAGAUUGCUGUGCUUUUGAGAGCUGCAGGUAUUCAAGUAAAGGAAGCAUUUGCUAUCUAUGUAUAUAAUAUUUUAUGCUGCUAACUUGUUAAAUCUGUCGUUUACUUUAUAGUCUUUUUCUUUUCUUAUCUGAUAAAGUAUAACCCGUAAAUGAGAUGUCAGGAUGCUGACACUGCUCAACAGUUAAGCAUUAUGCACUGGCUUUCUCCUAAUUAGGAAGCUGUCGUGUUUAAUGUCAGUAUGUUACUUUUUAAGUAUAAUGUGAUGAAUUAAAUCCAGAAUGGUUGCUACUAUACACGAAUCUAAAAUACAGACUGUAAACUAUUUUUCAAGGGAAGUUUGCAUCCUCAUUUAAGUUCAAUAUGAAGUAUAUUCUGUUGCAAUAAUAAUCAGGAGUUACAAGGCUUGACAUUAACAAACGGCCAAAAUGAAUUAGGUACUAAAUUAAAAGUUCUUAAUGUUUCUGUUAGUUAAUUGAAUUUAUGGAAACAUUACAGUUGCAUGGGUACUUUACAUCACUAAGUACACAGUAAAAUAAGCUUCUGUCUAAUGCCAAUAAAUAUUUGUGAGGGAAAACAGAAGAUCAAAGGCUUUGAAUGACAGUGUGUUAGCAGACAUGUUAUUAACACUAAUUCAUUUGUUAGCAAGUGUGAAAGUGCUUUUUGUGGUAGUUAUUUCUGCAUAUUAAUGUAAGUCUUUCGAAUUUUCCAUGUCUUAGAAUAUUUUCGUAUUUGCUUCUAUCGGAAGUAUGUUACAAGUUUGUGUGCCGUCAGACACGUGCAAGGGUGCUAGUUUUUUUGAUGGCAGAUUGUUGUGUGAAGUUAUUUUACUGCGUCUUGAACUUACUUCAUUGUCUUUGUUGUGGCAUUGCAUGUGACCAUGCCAGUAAUGGCUGUUCAGUUUUAUUCACAGAAGGGAAACAUGAAGAAAACAGUUGACAACUAUUAAUGUAUAAUUUUUACUGUUGCAUUGUUAAUGUGUAACAGUUUUAGCGACCGUUACACUAUACUAGUGAAUUGGUAACUGUAUGAAAGGAUGAAAUAGAGUUUUACGGGCAGUGUGCCAUUGUUCAAGAAAAUAAAGUGUUGGCAUACAUUUAUCUUCAAACUCAAAACUGGCAGACA
Schistocerca serialis cubense is the source of this 4560-nucleotide messenger RNA. Its product is annotated as probable ATP-dependent RNA helicase DDX23. Gene Ontology annotation, biological process: mRNA splicing, via spliceosome. Gene Ontology annotation, cellular component: catalytic step 2 spliceosome. The transcript has a single exon. Gene Ontology annotation, molecular function: ATP binding; RNA helicase activity; RNA binding. NCBI's taxonomy places the organism in Eukaryota, Metazoa, Arthropoda, Insecta, Orthoptera, Acrididae. The coding region runs from base 180 to 2621 and encodes 813 amino acids. The record is from RefSeq and is a predicted model, not a curated record.